Spinacia oleracea (spinach) is the source of this 1616-nucleotide messenger RNA. Its product is annotated as ubiquitin receptor RAD23d. Gene Ontology annotation, molecular function: proteasome binding; ubiquitin binding; polyubiquitin modification-dependent protein binding. Gene Ontology annotation, biological process: nucleotide-excision repair; proteasome-mediated ubiquitin-dependent protein catabolic process. Gene Ontology annotation, cellular component: cytosol; nucleoplasm. The transcript is spliced from 12 exons. The record is from RefSeq and is a predicted model, not a curated record. The coding region runs from base 178 to 1401 and encodes 407 amino acids. NCBI's taxonomy places the organism in Eukaryota, Viridiplantae, Streptophyta, Magnoliopsida, Caryophyllales, Amaranthaceae.
UCACCUAAUCGCUAUCCGGAGCGCAAUUGACUUCACCGCCUACAUAAAUAAUCAAUUUAAUAAAUAACUCAAGAGAGAGAAAUAAAAAAGGCGUUUCUAUAACUCUUCCCCUCUUUUCUCAAUCUCUCUCCUCCGGCGAGCGACGACGACGAUAACGGAAGGAUUUACUCGUCGAAAAUGAAAAUCUUCGUCAAAACUCUUAAGGGCACUAACUUUGAGAUCGAAGCUGAUUCCGAUGAUUCUGUUGUGGAUGUGAAGAAAAGUAUUGAAAAAUCGCAAGGUGCAGAUGUCUAUCCUGCUAGCCUACAAAUGCUCAUCUUUCAGGGGAAGGUUCUCAAAGAUGCAACAACAUUGGGAGAAAAUGGUGUGGUUGAUUGCAGUUUCCUGGUUGUUAUGAUAAGUAAGAACAAGCCAGCUGCAGCUGGUGCUUCUUCUGUGUCUGCAGCACCUGCAGCACCAGCUAACCAGGCUCAGCCUCAGAGUUCGACAACGCCUGCAGCUGUUGCGCCAGCAUCUGUUGCACCUCAAGCUCAGACGCAAACUGCUACAGAACCUGUUGUUGCUGCACCUGCUGCACCUGCGGCUUCAGGUGACGAAAAUGUGUAUGGCCAAGCUGCGUCUAAUUUGGUCGCAGGAAGCAGUUUAGAGACAACCAUUCAGCAGAUUCUAGAUAUGGGUGGAGGGAGUUGGGACAGGGAUACAGUUGUUCGUGCUCUACGUGCUGCAUACAACAACCCUGAGAGGGCUGUUGAAUAUUUGUACAAUGGAAUUCCGGAGCAAGCUGAAGUUCCUCCUGUCGCGCGAACACCUGCUGCUGGUCCUACUGACUUGCAGGUUGACGAUCCCCUUGUUCAGGCUCUGAAUCCUCUUGCUGAGGCUGGGAAUCCUCUUGCUCAGGCUCCUCAAGCAGCUGUACCAGCAACUGGUCCUAAUGCAAGUCCAUUAGAUCUCUUUCCACAGGGCCUUCCUAACGUGGGUUCAACUGCUGGUGGUGCUAGCUCGUUGGAUUUCCUCCGCAAUAGUCAGCAGUUUCAAGCAUUGCGAGCUAUGGUGCAAGCCAAUCCCCAGAUAUUGCAGCCUAUGCUUCAAGAACUUGGGAAGCAGAAUCCGCAACUAAUGCGGCUCAUUCAAGAACACCAGGCUGAUUUUCUUCGCCUGAUUAAUGAACCUGUUGAAGGGGAAGGGAACCUACUCUCGCAGUUCGCCUCUGCAGUACCACCAACUGUAUCUGUGACAACAGAGGAGCGUGAAGCCAUAGGACGUCUUGAAGGUAUGGGCUUCAGACGGGCAACAGUCCUGCAAGUGUACUUCGCAUGCAACAAGAACGAGGAGCUAGCUGCAAACUAUCUUUUAGAUCAUAUGGACGAGUUUGAUAACGAGGAAGAUGAAGGCCUUUCCUAAGGCUAAUUGGGUUGAUAUCAUCGCUCGGCACACUCCGUUUUUACUGCGUCCCAAUAGAAGAUUUUCGUUUAUAAUUGUCAGGCGCGUGAGACGGUUAUUUGGAUUAGUUUCAAACCUGGGAUAUAUAUAUCGAAUGGGCUAGAUGUUAAUUUGUUCAGUUUUAUGUACAACUUAACCUUUUCAUUUUCAUUAUCUCAUAAAAUAUAGCUUAAGCA